UGCCAACCUUCCAUGUCUCCCACUUUUUCUCUCUGUGUGCGUCUCUCGAAUUCUUAAUUCUUUGUUCUUCUCAUGACAAUGACAAUAACGAAAUAGAAAGGGAAACGCACUGAAAAUGCUUCCUCUUCUGCUGAGAUGACCGUGACCCACAUAGUUGAUGAACCUUCUCAAAGCUUCAUUCCCCACCCCAGAAUGCCUCGCCGAUUAAUCGAAGUGGGAUCUCCUUCAUCCUCUCAGAAUUUUCAGGCAUCAUCCGUACAGAAUUCUGAAGGAUUGUUCUUUCUCUUAGGAGGGAUAGUAAUGCUCAUCAUAUUGCUGAUUCUUCUAUUUGUGUGUCGGAAUCAUAUUAAACCAGCAAAACUAAUGAAAAUGAUGGCUUGGAACAAACAGCAGCUUCUGAAUGAGCAGCAACGAGAGGUGGUGGAGAUGAUAGUUUCAACAAGUAAGCAGCAAGGAUCCAUGGAAGUCUUGAGUGGGAGCCUCCGAACAAUUAUCUACUUUGACUACUGGACAUUGAAGAAGGCAACCAAGAAUUUUCAUUCCGGUAAUCUUCUCGGAAGUGGUGGAUUUGGGCCUGUCUAUCGGGGAAAGUUGGCAAAUGGAAGGCUAAUUGCAGUUAAGAAACUGUCUGUUAACAAAUCCGAACAAGGAGAGAAAGAAUUUCUAGCAGAGGUGAGAAUGAUCACCAGUAUUCAGCACAAAAAUCUGGUUCGCCUUAUUGGAUGUUGCACAGAAGGGAUUCAAAGGAUGCUUGUGUAUGAAUAUAUGAAGAACAAAAGUUUGGACCUCUAUAUAUUUGGAAGCAGUGAUCAAUUUCUAGACUGGAGAACUAGGUUCCAAAUUACCCUUGGAGUAGCACGUGGAUUGCAAUAUUUACAUGAGGAUUCACAUAUCAGAAUUGUUCAUCGAGAUAUUAAAGCAAGCAAUAUUCUUCUUGAUGAAAAGUUUCGUCCAAGGAUUGGGGACUUUGGACUGGCGAGAUUCUUCCCUGACGAUGAAGAUUACCUCAGCACUCAGUUUGCUGGAACAUUGGGUUAUACAGCUCCUGAAUAUGCUAUUAGAGGGGAAUUGUCAGAAAAGGCAGACAUCUAUAGUUUUGGAGUCCUUCUGCUUGAAAUUAUUUGCUGCAGGAAAAAUACGGAUCUUACUUUACCAUCAGAAAUGCAGUAUCUUCCCGAAUAUGCAUGGAAGCUCUUUGACAAGUCAAGGUUGAUGGAUCUUGUACACCCGAAAUUGCGGGAACUUGGAUUUAUAGAAAAGGAUGUUAUGCAGGCAAUCCAUGUGGCGUUCUUAUGUAUUCAGUCUCAAGCAAACUUAAGGCCUCCAAUGUCAGAGAUUGUAGCAUUGUUGACAUUCAAAAUUGACAUGAUUAGAACACCGACGAGGCCAUCCUUCCUUGACCGAAGGCAGAGAAAGGAUGAUGAGAACCAUUCUUGGGAAGCCAUAUCUGAGGCAUAUCCUUCACCAUUGCCCAAUGAUUCUGCAUCCAUACCAAAGUAAAGGCUACUUGUUCAUACUCGCUAUCAAAUAAGGAGCUAUGACUAUAUAAGGAAAAGGGGAAAUAUUUUGAAGGGCUAGACCACCUAUGCAUUAACCUUUUGCUUCAGGUAUUUGUAAUCUGCAAUGGA
Molecule: messenger RNA, 1628 nt
Organism: Neltuma alba
Lineage: Eukaryota; Viridiplantae; Streptophyta; Magnoliopsida; Fabales; Fabaceae
Product: probable LRR receptor-like serine/threonine-protein kinase At1g56140
Exons: 8
Coding region: 136-1500 (454 amino acids)
Biological process (GO): protein phosphorylation
Molecular function (GO): protein kinase activity; ATP binding
Source: RefSeq, a predicted model, not a curated record